UGUAGGUUAUGCUUCAGAUUUCUGUAAGUUGUUUGUUUUUAGUGCUGAUGAAGUCUGAAAAACUAAAAUGACACAGCGAUUUUUGAUUAUAAUAUUAUUCGCAUCUUUUUUUAUCACUGGCUAGUAUAUACGGUGGUGUUAUCAAUAUUAACUCACCACUAAUUGUUAAAAUUCUAUUCCAAGUACAAAAUGAAGAUACAAUUCUUAUGUAUUUUUGUCCUAGUAUUUACCAGGAUUAUAAAGGGUGCCAGAGAUUGCAUUAAACUAGACGUUUCAAUAACUCAGAAGGUUGAAAACUUGGGAUUUCAUAGAGAUGUACACUGGUUAAUAAAAACCAAUGAUUUGAAUAAAGAGAAGUGGCUAAAUAGCUCCUGCAAUGCUGCAUUGAGACUAGAUGUCGGUUCCGGUAUGUAUGUCAACCCUGACCAAGCAGAAGACUUAAAAAGAUUGGGGAAGAUAAAUAUUGUUGUUGACGGCUUUGUUGAUGUUGAAGCCCCUGCCCAUGAAGCUACAAAGCAUACUGUAUAUAUUUUCUUGAAUAAAUCUGAGCUACUUGAUAAGAUAAUUAUAAAACUACCCAUUCACUUAAGAUACCACAGAAGUUUAAUGGGAGGCCAUGCAAAAGUUAAGCUCACUAGGCCACUUUUCCUAAUAAGUUGUCUAGAAAACAAUAUAAUUUGUGGAAAAGGCAAAAAGGUUACAGCUCCAACCAGUGCAGAAGAACCAGGAGUACCAAAAGUGUGGAAAAAUAUCACCUAUAAAGCAGACUUUGAAGAGCCCGAGCUGCUGGUUCCUAUAGGAAAUUUAGAUGAUUACCCUUGUGUUGCCAUUAUUUCAUGUAUAUUGGGCUGUGCCGGUUGCAUUUAUAUUUUGUCGUUAACUUACAACCAAAACUAUUAUAGAGAAAAAAAACAGUAACAAUUUUAAUGUUACAAGUUAAGCUGCUAACUAUUGAUUUAAAAAAAUCCUUACAUACUGA
Anthonomus grandis grandis is the source of this 979-nucleotide messenger RNA. RefSeq lists its product as uncharacterized. Gene Ontology annotation, biological process: GPI anchor biosynthetic process. The transcript is spliced from 5 exons. Gene Ontology annotation, cellular component: endoplasmic reticulum membrane. The record is from RefSeq and is a predicted model, not a curated record. Lineage: Eukaryota; Metazoa; Arthropoda; Insecta; Coleoptera; Curculionidae. The coding region runs from base 190 to 918 and encodes 242 amino acids.